This is a messenger RNA of Olea europaea var. sylvestris, 567 nucleotides long. Its product is annotated as cytochrome b5-like. Gene Ontology annotation, molecular function: heme binding. The coding region runs from base 169 to 567 and encodes 132 amino acids. The record is from RefSeq and is a predicted model, not a curated record. NCBI's taxonomy places the organism in Eukaryota, Viridiplantae, Streptophyta, Magnoliopsida, Lamiales, Oleaceae. Gene Ontology annotation, cellular component: membrane; intracellular membrane-bounded organelle. The transcript is spliced from 4 exons.
CCAUACUCCAGGCUGUCAGUCUUUGCAUUCUCUCUCUCUCUCUCUCUCUCUCUCGCUCUCAAAAAGGCAAUUGAAGUGAGAAAAUUUUUGGAAUCCGUUGAAGUAUUGUAUACAGUGUUGAACUUAUUCGAGGGAAUCUGUGUUCAGCGAAUUGCUUGUGAGCUAAAAAUGGCGAAAUUGUACACAUUUGAGGAGGUUUCCAAGCACAGAAGUAUCAAGGAUUGCUGGCUUGUAAUCGAGGGAAAGGUAUAUGAUGUAUCCCCAUUCAUGGAUGAUCAUCCCGGAGGUGAUGAAGUUUUGCUAUCAUCAAGUGGAAAAGAUGCAACGGCCGACUUUGAAGAUAUUGGCCACAGUGAUUCUGCUAAAGAGAUGAUGGACAAAUAUUUGAUUGGGACGGUAGACAUGUUGACAGUUCCCAAGAAACGCGCUUUUGUUCCUCCACAAGAAGUCGUGUCCAAGGCAAACAAGGGUCCGGAUUUCACGAUCAGGAUUUUGCAGUUCUUUGUUCCUCUCUUGAUUUUAGGGCUGACCUUCGUCGUCCGAAGCUACACCAAGGAGAAAUGUUAA